AUGUCACAUAGACUUGUUGAGUUGGGCCAAAGAAUUGAACGUUUGAAAGGCAACACUUUGGACAACUUUGUGCCAUCUAGUUCAUUCCUUGUCCGAGAGGAAGAGGAAGGAACUUCAUCUAAGUCCACAAGUGCAACUUCUGAGCACAUUCAUUGGGAAAGAGACGAGAUGGCUGCCAACCAAGAUGAACUUAGAGCCUUGGAGGACUUUGCUCAACCAAUCAUACCAAACUCUCCUUCAUGCAUCUUGUUGUCCACGGAAGCUAGAAACUAUGAUCUUAAAUCUUCACAUUUUCAUAUGCUUCCUUCUUUUUAUGGCAUACCUAAUGAAGAUCCUUUAGCUCAUGUUAAAGAGUUUUACAAUGUUGUGAGUGGUUUACCUUUGCAGGGAGUAAGUGAAGCCAAUUUGAGGAUGAGAGUGUUUCCUUACACUUUGAAAGAUAAGGCCAAGAGUUGGUUGAUGACUCUAGCUCCGGGUUCACUCACCACAUGGGAUGCCGUGGCUAAGAAGUUCUUGGAGAAGUUCUUUUCCACUCAAAAGACAGCCACAUUAAGGGGACAAAUCUUCAAUUUCAAACAAGAUGAUGGAGAACCCUUCAAUGAGUGUUGGGAACGUUUUAAAGGACUCUUGUUGCAAUGUCCACACCAUGGGUUACCUUUUCACUUACAAAUGCAAAUUUUUUAUGAUGGACUAACCCAAACUUGUCAAUCAACCGUUGAUAAUGCCGCAGGUGGAGCAUUGAAGAAAAAGAAUGCUCAAGAGUCAUACAACAUCUAUGAGAUGUUGGGAUCUAAUGUUCAACACAAAGAUGUAAGAGGUGGAAAUGAGAAACCAAAUGAGGAACCAAGCCAUGCUUCUUCCUCAAAUGAAGCACCAAAUCUUCACAAGGCCGAGAAGCCUUACACUCCACCAAUACCAUUCCCUGGAAGACUUGCUAAGAGCAAGCAGGAUAAGUCAUUUAAGGACAUUUUUGAUAUUCUAAGUAAAGUGAAUGUUAACUUACCUUUGCUUGAUGUCAUUAGGAACAUGCCAGCUUAUGGGAAAUUCUUCAAAGAGUUAAACAACUACAAAAGGAAGUAUGGACCACAUGAGAAGGUAGUGGUGUCUGAGAAUGUAAGUGCAGUGUUGCAAAGAAAACUUCCACCAAAGCUCAAAGAUCCAGGGAGUUUCUCUAUCAACAUUACUAUAGGAGAAAAUAAAGUUGAAAAAGCAAUGCUUGAUUUGGGUGCUAGCAUCAAUUUAAUGCCAUACUCCGUGUACCUUCAACUAGGUUUGGGGGAAUUGAAAUCAACCACCAUUUCAUUACAACUUGCGGACAGAUCCGUGAAAAAGAAGUUCCUUGCUAUGGUAAAACAUUACAUUUGGGAUGAACCAUACUUGUUUAAGUAUUGUCCUGACCAAAUCAUUAGGAGAUGUGUCCCAGAGAAUGCUUUUGAUUUUUGUUCUAAGUGUGAUAGGUGCCAGAAAAUGGGGAACAUAAGCCGAAGGAAUGAGAUGCCUUUGAACAACAUUUUGGUGGUAGAACUCUUUGAUGUUUGGGGAAUCGACUUCAUGGGACCAUUCCCAUCAUCUUUUGGUUGCUUGUACAUUUUAGUAGCCGUAGAUUAUGUAUCUAAAUGGGUUGAAGCCAUUGCUACAAGAACUAAUGAUCAUAAGAUUGUGUUGAACUUUCUUAAAAAUGAUAUUUUUUGUAGGUUUGGAACACCAAGAGCUAUUAUUAGUGAUGGUGGUAGCCAUUUCUGCAACAAACCCUUUGAAUCAUUGAUGAAGAAGUACAACAUCAACCACAAAGUGGCAACCCCGUACCAUCCUCAAACCUCAGGACAAGUGGAGAUUAGCAAUAGGGAGAUCAAGAACAUUUUGAUGAAGACUGUGAGCCCUACAAGGAAGGAUUGGUCUUUGAGGUUGAAUGAUGCACUUUGGGCAUAUAGGACAGCAUACAAGACUCCCAUUGGCAUGAGUCCAUAUCGACUUGUAUUUGGGAAAGCUUGUCAUUUGCCAAUGGAGCUUGAACACCGAGCAUAUUGGGCCAUUAAGAAGUUCAACUUUGAUUACAAGGAUGCUGGAAUAGCAAGGAAGCUCCAACUUAAUGAGUUGGAAGAGUUCAGAAAUGAGGCAUACGAGAAUGCCAAAAUUUACAAGGAAAGGACUAAGCUCUAUCAUGACAAAGCCAUUCUAAGGAAGGAGUUUCACCAAGGUAUGAAAGUACUUUUGUAUGACUCACGUUUGAGACUUUUUCCAGGUAAAUUGAAGUCUAGAUGGGUAGGACCAUUCAAAGUGUUGCAAACAUUUCCCCACGGAGCUGUGGAAAAUAGAGAACAUGAAGAAUGGCACCUCUUUCAAAGUCAAUGGGCAGAGAUUGAAACCAUACUUGGACAAUGUGGAGGAUGA
Messenger RNA from Malus domestica (apple), 2391 nucleotides. NCBI's taxonomy places the organism in Eukaryota, Viridiplantae, Streptophyta, Magnoliopsida, Rosales, Rosaceae. The record is from RefSeq and is a predicted model, not a curated record.